This is a messenger RNA of Aedes albopictus (Asian tiger mosquito), 1389 nucleotides long. RefSeq names its product vacuolar protein sorting-associated protein 72 homolog (gene YL-1). The transcript is spliced from 5 exons. The record is from RefSeq and is a predicted model, not a curated record. Gene Ontology annotation, molecular function: ATP-dependent H2AZ histone chaperone activity. Lineage: Eukaryota; Metazoa; Arthropoda; Insecta; Diptera; Culicidae. Gene Ontology annotation, cellular component: nucleus. The coding region runs from base 179 to 1327 and encodes 382 amino acids. Gene Ontology annotation, biological process: chromatin remodeling; regulation of DNA-templated transcription.
CAGACUGUAGUCUGGUUCUACGAUUUGAUUCAGUGUAUAAAUUUGACAGUAGAAAUCAAAACAACGCCGUCGGCUUUGUUGUUCUGCUUUCAGUGAGAUUCGGUCUGCGUCUGCCCGGUCUGCCGUGCUGGUUCUUAGCAAAUUUAAUGAUUUUUUGAGUAUUCAGAAGAAGUUCUCCAUGGCAGCCACCCGAGAACGCCGUUCGAAUGCAGGGAAUCGCAUUGCUAAACUACUGGACGAGGAGGAAGAGGACGAGUUCUACAAAACCUCAUACGGCGGAUUUAGCGAAACUGUGGAUGAUCGAGAUUAUGUUCAAAAGAACGACGACGAGGAAGACAUCGUUGAUUCGGACUUCAGUAUCGAUGAAAAUGAUGAACCCGUCUCAGACCAGGAGGAGGAAGCACCCAAGCGGAAGAAAAAAGUUGUCACCAAAGCGUACAAGGAACCGGCCAAGAAAAAAUCUCCCGUAAAAGUAGCCAAGGAAGCGAAACAUAAAUCCGAGCGGCAAAAAUCGCCCAAGAAGAAGGAGAAGAGCACCUUUACGGUUUUGGAUUCCGGUCGAAAGUCCUUCCGGAAAUCGACCGCGGCCAAAACGGCCGCCACCCAGAGCCGCAUCAAGCAACGGGUUGAGGCCGAGAAGCGUAAACCCAAGGUGGUCAAAGCGGAAGAGUAUAUUCCCACACAGGAGGAGUUGCUGGAGGAGGCCGAAAUCACCGAGAAGGAGAAUCUUAAGUCACUUGAAAAAUUCCGCAAAAUGGAGCUGGAGAAGAAGAAAACCCGUCCGACCAAACGGGUAUUCACCGGACCCAUUGUGAAGUAUCAAUCAUUUACCAUGCCGCUGGUAGAGGAAGUUUCACCGAACAAGAGCGUCUCGUCAGAAUCUCUGACCAAAAUGGAUGUCGACGAUGCGGAGGAAGCGAAGGAAAGAAGUAAGCAGAGGAAAUCGAAAAAGACUUCGCCGAGGGUGGAAGUGAAGGGAAAAUGCGAGCGUACUUUCGUCACAUUCGAUAACGACAUCGAUGAUCGCCUGUUUGACAGCUACUUCCCGAAAGUUGCGAAACGGGAACGACGUAGCCAGAUUUGCGCCAUCACUCGACUUCCGGCGAGAUACUUCGACCCGGUCACACAGCUACCGUACCGGAACAAACAGGCGUUCAAAAUUCUACGGGAGGCUUACUACCAGCAGCUGGAGGAUAGGGGCAAUCCGCAGAAUCCCGAUGUGAGUAAAUGGCUCGAGUGGCGUAAAAAGAUCAAAGACUUCCGGAUCAAGAGUUUGAACAAAAACAGUUCACUGCUCGGCAUGAUCUCUUCCAGUGGAGGUGCGUAGUUGUGUACUGCCUAAGGUUUAAUAAAACCACUGCAUUCUUGCUACAGCACUAUAAUUAAGUA